UGUGGGAGAGGCGGGUAUGUUUCCAUCAUGGCGGCGUCGAUUUCGGGUUAUACUUUUAGUUCUGUGUGUUAUCACAGCGCCAACAGCAACUCCGACCACGAGGGAUUUCUGUUGGGAGAAGUGAGGCAAGAGGAGACUUUAAGCAUAAGUGACUCUCAAAUUAGUACAUCAGAAUUCCUGCACAUAGUAGAGGUCCAUAAUCAUGAACCAUGUGCGCAGCUCUUUAGCUUUUAUGACUACGCAGGUAAAGUCAAUGAAGAAAAUCUCAACCGAAUCCUCAAAGAGAGAAGAAAAAAUGUUAUUGGCUGGUACCGGUUCCGCAGGAACACGCAGCAGCAGAUGUCGUUCAGGGAACAGGUGAUCCAUAAGCAGCUCACGCACAUACUGGGCAUCCCAGAUCUCGUCUUCCUUCUCUUCAGCUUCAUCUCAACAGCCAACAGUUCAACACAUGCACUAGAGUAUGUUCUCUUCAGGCCCAACAGAAGCAGGUAUAAUCAGAGGAUAUCUUUGAGCAUCCCAAACCUGGGCAACACGAGUCAGCAGGAGUAUAAAGUGUCUUCUGUCCCCAACACCUCCAAGAACUACGCCAGUGUUAUUAAAGAGCAUGGAGCUGAGUUUUUUGACAAGGAUGGAGUGAUGAAAGAUAUUCGAGCCAUUUUCCAGGUGUACAGUGCCCUUCAGGAGAAAGUGCAGGCUGUUUGUGCGGAGGUGGAUCAAAGCGAACGAGUGAAGGAGAAAAUCCAGGAGGAAGUUAAAAAGCUGAAAGAGGAGAUUGCUCUCAGAAAACGUAGCACUGCUGCAGAGGAGAGGAGAAACCAAGAGUCUCUGAAUUCUGAUGUCCACUCGAUGCAGGACGACUCAGUUCUGUCUGAUCCAUCCCCUCCUUCGCUGACACGCGUGGCUCUCCAGAGCCCGCCGCUGGAGCCGAGCCUAGAUUGGCAUGCAAACUCUGAGCCUGCGGCACUUUACACCAAUGAGCUGGCACCCGACACACCCAGUGCCAUCCUGCUGCCCCGCCCCCAAGCCGUGGGCUCGCCUGGACAUCCCUCACCUAGUCCAGGCAUAGGCAUGGGCAACGGAGACGGCUCCAGCUCCGACUCUCUAAACCGGCACACCAUUGGCCAGGAAGACCAUGAUGACGAUGAAGAUGAGGACAGUAGUGAAUAUGAGAACUUGGUUAGCGAGCAGUUUCAGUCCCCUCAUUUGACUGAAUCUUUAGGACGGCCGGCCACACUCUGGCCUGACGGAGACGCUCGUAGCUCCAGUGGCUCGUCCUGAUCCAGCACCCGAAUCAGGGGAGAAAAGGACAAAUGGACAGAGCUAGGCAUUAUGGUAAAAGUGAGAGAAGGAAGGAGAGGGCUGAGAAAGAGUGGCAGGUGACCACUGUAUCUUGCUGCAGGACGGCAGCAGGGGAAAAUCCCUUAUUCACACCCGCCAUUUUGACCACGUUAACUGGCCUCUCUCUCUCUCCUGCUUUCUCUCUCCUGCUCUCUCUCUCUCUCGCUCUUGAUUGCUCGCUCUCUCUCUCUCUCUCUCUCUCUCUCUCUCUCUCUCUCUCUGUCUCUCUCUCUCUUUAUCAUCUCCUCACCUCUCCCUGAGAGGAGAGACGUCAUCCCACAUAUCGAUUACUUAUAAGCACUGCUACCAACCUUGAUCAUGCGAUUAUUAGCAUUUACCUCUUGCACUAUUUUUGGCCUUCUCUCAAUCCACCUUCAAGUAGAAAAAGCAAAGGGAACGAUGUCUUCUGCGGCCUUCAAAAAUCCUCUCCAUGUGAGCUUUCUUGCCACCGUCAUUUGUUUUUCAGUAUGACUUCACAAAUCUGACUCAUUUUAUCCCCAACUCAUAAAAACUGAACUUUUGCUCUACAGUAUCAGGUUGUUCUUUUUUUUUUUGUUUUUUCUUUUUUUUUUUUUGCCUCUAUGGAAAGUACCAAAAAAAGGACACUUUGGCCAUUUAUGUUACUUUGAUUAGGGUUGCUUAUAUUACUUACAAAUACAAAUUAAUAAUACCAUUUGAUUUGAUUUCAAGUGAGAACGUUUCCCUAAAUGAACAGAUCUUUUAUGUUCAUCUGCACUUUUCAUUGUACUUUAUAAGAAUCCUAUCAGUCAUAUGGUUGGAGUAAACGUCUCUCACUUCCAUGCCACUGAACUCCAGCUUGUUGUGUGUUAAACUGAAGAGGGCGAACACAAAGCCUUCACAAACCUUUCAAUCUCAGGAUUCUUUUACAGCAGCUUGCUUAAUUCCAUCUCAGUCCUUGCCCUUAUGGCUUUGGUGCAAAUACAAAAACUGGACGUGUCAAAGCAGCGGAGUGGUACAUUUAUCAAGCUCACCUUUCUGUUGUGAAGUGAAGCUUCUCAAAGGUGGAUGUGAAAGGUUGGUAAACAGUUAUCAGAAUGUUGAACUUAAACUCAGAUUUACUUCCUUAACGUGAAACAAAUGCCACAUCAACAUUGUGCAUUUAUAAAAUGGAAACAUGAUUUGUUUUUGUUUGUUUUUUUUUUUGUUUGUUUUUUUAUUCUGCAAAGUUUAACUUUAAGCUUUUGAUUUGCUUCGCCUUACUUGAUCUGACAGGAAGUGGCCUGUCUUAACGGUGCAUUCGUUCCAUGCUUAGGGAAUAUUGCAUAAAUUUCUCUUAACAAUAA
Molecule: messenger RNA, 2642 nt
Organism: Ictalurus punctatus (channel catfish)
Lineage: Eukaryota; Metazoa; Chordata; Actinopteri; Siluriformes; Ictaluridae
Gene: abraxas2
Product: abraxas 2, BRISC complex subunit
Exons: 9
Coding region: 28-1278 (416 amino acids)
Biological process (GO): protein K63-linked deubiquitination; attachment of spindle microtubules to kinetochore; mitotic spindle assembly
Cellular component (GO): nucleus
Molecular function (GO): microtubule binding; polyubiquitin modification-dependent protein binding
Source: RefSeq, a predicted model, not a curated record